This is a messenger RNA of Dendronephthya gigantea, 7196 nucleotides long. RefSeq names its product titin-like. The transcript is spliced from 9 exons. Bases 172 to 7158 code for a protein of 2328 amino acids. Lineage: Eukaryota; Metazoa; Cnidaria; Anthozoa; Malacalcyonacea; Nephtheidae. The record is from RefSeq and is a predicted model, not a curated record.
CUUCCUUAUAUCGUAAAGAAGGUUCACUUGAGUGAAUUUUAAUGUAUACUAAGCAGCAAAAUCACUUUGAACGAGACAUUCGCCCCCUUGGUACAUUAACACACAACUGGACAUUUACAUCUGAACCCUACGAUAACGAAAGGAAAGGAUCAUUAAUCGCACUCUACAUCUAUGGAUAGCAAGAAAUAUCCCAUCUUUUAUAAAAGUAUGGACGACCCUGACGACAUCCAGAAAAUUGAACAUACCAGGCGAGUACGCAGUACAGUUACGGCAAGAGUUAUAUCAAGACCAGUCCCAAGUACAUCAUCCGCAAGUAAAACCCGGGAAGUCCUGGGCACUUCUACUCGGCAGCCAAGAACACGAUAUAUUGGUGGAGUUGACAGUCGCCGCGCACAAAGUUCAUCACCAGUCCCAAGAGAUAUGCACACGGCAAUGGAUGACAAACCAUCAGCAGUUGACGAGAACCAGCCUCCAUAUCACAGUGACCUCAAACGAGCUCAAAGUGAAGGCGAUCUGCUGAACGGAGAUCCUAAACUGGCCAAGUUGCAGAAAGUUCGAAGCUUGUCGUCUUUGGAAAGACGUGUGCGGUUUAAAUCAACGAACAGCGAAGGUUAUGGCGUACCAGAUGACGAACAAGAGGAUAGAAAAAGACGAUCCAGAUCUUACGAUGAAUUAAGUUGGAAGAAACCCAACAUUGAGGUGAAAAGGAAAGUUCAACUUUUACCGCAGAAAGAACCACGAUCAAGAAGCGCGGACUCUGGUCCUCGAAAGGGGAUACUGAAGAUGAAAAGGAUCACGGAAACCAGCAGAAUCAGAAUCUCUGGAACAGCACCUGUAAGUGAUUUGAUUGAUGAAGGCAUAAUCCCUCAAGAGAAGAUCCCAACACCAGACAAACAACCUACAACACGCACCACACAGGACGAUGAGAUGGACUGGACACCAUAUCUAACAAAAUCCUCCACAAGCACUGACAGCACCACUUUACCUGAAAAACCCAAAGAGCAAGUGUUUAAACCCCCAACACGUUAUCGUGUGCAACAGGAUAUGGAAUUGGAACCUGAGGUCAAACCCAAAAGUAUGAUCUUCACAAGAAAAUGGAAAUCUGAACCGUCUUUAGUGACCGAGAAGCCACAAAGGCGUUCAGCAUCAGCUGAUCGUCUUUCCUCCAAGAAAGAAACAAAGUUGUCUGAAGUUAAAAUUGAUCUGAUAAAGCCCAUCGACCUCAAACCACUGAAACCUGCAUACUCAUUUGGUGAUCUACCCUCUCAAACAACUGUUCGUACUGAGACAAAGUUUCAUAUGAAGCCACAACGUUGGAAGAGCAACCCAGAACUGGCAACACGAGAGAAGCUCGACGAAAUACAAAGAAAACCCACACGUGAAUUUGAAACAAAAAUUGUGCGCGCUCUGCCCGUACAUUUGCACCCACUUCACCAACCAAAGCCAGCGAAAGAAACCACGACGGUUAAAACCACCGAAGUUAAAGAUGUUUCCAUGCAAUUUACAAGCUCCCGCGACACAAAAAGCGAAGGAACUCAAGUACGUCUAGAUCCUUCCCCACCGCUGACUGUUUCUACUGAACAAGCUUAUAAGAGUACACAGACCGUUGACCAACCUCCGCAGCCCAUCGUUGUUCAGUAUCAAAAAACUGAAGUGCAAGAAAAGAAGCCGAAGGUAAAACCACUUGAAGUAAAAGAUAUCAGAUCAUAUGACACAUCAGAGUACGACAUGACGAGGGAGACGAAAGAUUUGGCUAAGAAACAGGCAUCCGACAAAAUUGUCGUAGAGUACGUCAAAGAACCCCGAAAGCCAAAAGUGGAGGAAAGGAUGGAAACUAAAAUUUAUGAAGACCACACAACUCAGGUACGAUUCAGGAAAGAACUUGAUGAAAGUGAGAAAUCGAAGCAAACCAUCCAUGUUGGUCGUAUUGAUGACAUCGAAAUGGACUCCUUAACAUCAGAGGAAGAUUAUCCCGAGACACGAAGAACGGUGAAGAAGUUAAAAACAACCCAUGUUGACUACAGACGAUCUGAUAAACCAGAAGAGAUCAAACCAGGCAUACGAGAAGAACCAAAAGAACAACCUGUGCAAGUUACCUACCGUGGAGAUGAUCUAACAUACGGAAGAAUAGAGACGACCAGGAAGCUUCCUUCUACCUACAAAUCAGAGCAACCAAUGGCAGCUGAGCGCAUUACUGUUGAAGAAAUCACAUUUCCAAGAAGAGCCACUAAAGAAUCAGAAGAAAAGGAACGCCAGCGUCAACAAGGGCUUAAACGGAAGAAGGACACAAUUGAGGUGAAAUAUGAAAGACCAACCAAGCAUGUGACAAAAGUACAAAGGCAAACAACUGAAAAGGCAGAUAUUGGAAAAUUUGUCAUAGACGAAACGGUAAAAACACAGAAAGGAGUGAAACGUGAACCACAUGUAGGACGCAUUGAAGACAUAGAUGUGGAGGAAUUACCGAAAAAAAGCAGAGGUUAUCCAUUACAACAGCACAUUGGUAGUUUACUUGUGACGAGUCCUCCCAUUGAACCUAAACGAGAAGAACCGCUGAGAGAAGUUGUCAAAAAGAAAAAACCUGAAGUCCCGACGACAAAACAAGAAGUGGUCGCGACCAGACACGAAGUGAUUCCACGAGAAUAUGUGAAAGAGGAAGUGAUCAAAGUGCGUCGAAGUGAUCUCGCCUCUAUAGACACAAGAAAGGGCGUGGCACAGCAAAUCGACAGCGUUGAUGGCAGCCAGCAGUUUCAGGACGAAGAAAGGACUAAAACCAGAGAAACAACGAGACGUGAUAUGAAAGAAACUUCAAAACAUCAAGUGGAAAAAGCAACGACAAAUCUUGGCACAUGGCGAACAGAAGAGUUCGAGUUGGCUCCCGAAGAAUCAAAAAAAUUGGAUGAAAGAGUGACAAAAUAUAAAGAAGGAUUGGAAAGAUCUCGCAAGAUAAAAAGGAUUGAAGCACCAAGACCACAAAAUAUUGAUCGCAUCGAGUUUAAGGGGUUUGGCCAAGACGAGGCAGAAGAGCCAAGGUACACGAAGGAUUUAAAAAUUGGAAGUAUUCUAAUUGAAGAAUAUCCUGAAGAAAGCCGAGAUACUUCCAAAUCUGAAGUACUCGGAAUAAAACACGUCGCACAGUAUCCAAAAGACUUCGAUGUUGGCCGCCUUAUGAUUGAAGAAUUCUCAGAGGAAAAGAAAGAAAUACGUGACGUUAACAAAAUUGAAAAGGUACAAAAGAGUGUCGAAGUCUCACUAACCAGACAUGAAGAAGAAGAAGAUCUCUCUGGUGAUUUUAUCAAACAUGAAGUCAUAAAAAUCGGAAAACUUGACGUAACUUGUCAGGAAAAGCGCUUCUCGCAGCUCAAAUAUGAAGAGGAAAGAGCCAAGACAUACGCAGAUGAUGCGCGAAAGCCCGACGGAAAGGCGAUUGAUGAAUACGUCAUUCAAGAAAAAGCACCUGUCGAAAGAAAACGAAUAAACCGCAAACACCAUUUAAAAAAACAGAGAGAAGAGAAGCAUGAAUAUGUUGAUAAACUGGAUGUUGGACGUAUUAUGAUUGAAGAAACUCUUGAAAAAACGGAGGAGAGGUCAACAGAUUUGGAGAAAGAAAAAGCGAGACCGAAAACUAUUGAUGCGACUUUGACAGGCCAGGAGUUUGAGAAGACUCCGAGAGAACCGAUCAAGGAAGGCAUCAAAGUUGGUAAACUUGAUGUAACUGAUUUUGAAAAACACUCUUUGGUACCAAUCACUCCAAAAGAACGAAUUAUGAGUUAUGAUGACAAAAUACAGACGGUAGACACCGUUGAGAGAGUAGCUAUCCAUAGUGAUAAUAUGACAGAAAGAGAACAAGAAAAACCAAGAUACUCUAGAGAUCUUGACAUCGGUCGUAUUGUAAUUGACGAAACUAGUGGACAAAAAGAAGAAAUUCCAAAGCGUGAAGUAAUUCAAUCAAAGAGCACGGAAGUAAAAUUCACACAACGCGAAGUUGAAACCCAAAAAAAGGAGAAGCAUAAAUAUGUCAAUAAACUGGAUGUUGGACGUAUUGUGAUUGAAGAAACACUUGAAAAAACGGAGGAGAGGCCAACAGAUUCAAAGAAAGAAAAAGUGAGACCAAAAAGUAUUGAGGUGACUUUGACAGGCCAGGAGUUUGAGAAGACUCCGAAAGAACCGAUCAAGGAAAGCAUUAAAGUUGGUAAACUUGAUGUAACUGAUUUUGAAAAACAGUCUUUGGCACCAAUCACUCCAAGAGAACGAAUUAUGAGUUAUGAUAACAAAAUAAAGACCGUAGAUACCAUUGAGAGAGUAGCUAUCCAUAGUGAUGAUAUGACAGAAAGAGAACAAGAAAAACCAAAAUACUCUAGAGAUCUUGACAUCGGUCGUAUUGUAAUCGAAGAAACUUGUGGACCGAAAGAAGAAAUUCCAAAGCGUGAAAUGAUUCAACAAAAGAGCACGGAAGUAAAAUUCACACAACUUGAGGUCGAGAAACAAAGAGUAGAGGAGCAUAAAUAUGUUAAUAAACUGGAUGUUGGACGUAUUGUGAUUGAAGAAACUUUUGAAAAAACGGAAGAGAGUCCAACAGAUUCAAAGAAAGAAAAAGUCAGACCGAAAAGUAUUGAGGUGACUUUGACAGGCCAGGAGUUUGAGAAUAUUCCGAGAAAACCGAUCAAGGAAGGCAUCAAAGUUGGUAAACUUGAUGUAACUGAUUUUGAAGAACAGUCUUUGGUACCAAUCACUCCAAGAGAACGAAUUAUGAGUUAUGAUGACAAAAUAAAGACCGUAGAUACCGUUGAGAGAGUAGCUAUCAAUAGUGAUGAUAUGACAGAAAGAAUAGAACAAGAAAAACCAAGAUACUCUAAAGAUCUUGACAUCGGUCGUAUUGUAAUUGACGAAACUUGUGGACAGAAAGAAGAAAUUCCAAAGCGUGAAGUAAUUCAACCAAAGAGCACGGAAGUAAAAUUCACACAACUUGAGGUUGAAACCAAAAAAGAAGAGGAGCAUAAAUAUGUUGAUAAACUGGAUGUUGGACGUAUUAUGAUUGAAGAAACUCUUGAAAAAACGGAGGAGAGGCCAACAGAUUUGAAGAAAGAAAAAGUGAGACCGAAAAGUAUUGAGGUGACUUUGACAAGCCAGGAGUUUGAGAAGAUUCCGAGAGAACCGAUCAAACAAGGCAUCAAAGUUGGUAAACUUGAUGUAAUUGAUUUUGAAAAACAGUCUUUGGCACCAAUCACUCCAAGGGAACAAAUUAUGAGUUAUGAUAACAAAAUACAGACGGUAGAUACCGUUGAGAGAGUAGCUAUCCAUAGUGAUGAUAUGACAGAAAGAAGAGAACAAGAAAAACCAAGAUACUCUAGAGAUCUUGACAUCGGUCGUAUUGUAAUUGACGAAACUUGUGGACCGAAAGAAGAAAUUCCAAAGCGUGAAGUAAUUCAACCAAAGAGCACGGAAGUAAAAUUCACACGCGAGAUUGAAACCCAAAAAAAGGAGAAGCAUAAAUAUGUCAAUAAACUGGAUGUUGGACGUAUUGUGAUUGAAGAGACUUUUGAAAAAACGGAAGAGAGGCCAACAGAUUCAAAGAAAGAAAAAGUCAGACCGAAAAGUAUUGAAGUGACUUUGACAAGCCAGGAGUUUGAGAAGAUUCCGAGAAAACCGAUCAAGGAAAGCAUCAAAGUUGGUAAACUUGAUGUAAUUGAUUUUGAAAAACAGUCUUUGGCACCAAUCACUCCAAGGAAACAAAUUAUGAGUUAUGAUAACAAAAUACAGACGGUAGACACCGUUGAGAGAGUAGCUAUCCAUAGUGAUGAUAUGACAGAAAGAAGACAAGAUAAACCAAGAUACUCUAGAGAUCUUGACAUCGGUCGUAUUGUAAUCGACGAAACUUGUGGACAGAAAGAAAUUCCAAAGCGUGAAGUGAUUCAACCAAAGAGCACGGAAUUAAGAUUCACACAACUUGAGGUUGAAAAACAAAGGGAAGACAAGCAUAAAUAUGUCAAUAAACUGGAUGUUGGACGUAUUGUGAUUGAAGAAACACUUGAAAAAAGGGAGGAGACACCAACAGAUGCAAAGAAAGAAAACGUGAGACCGAAAAGUAUUGUGGUGACUUUGACAGGCCAGGAGUUUGAGAAGGUUCCGAGAGAACCGAUCAAGGAAAGCAUCAAAGUUGGUAAACUUGAUGUAACUGAUUUUGAAAAACGGUCUUUGGUACCAAUCACUCCAAGGGAACGAAUUAUGAGUUAUGAUAACAAAAUACAGACGGUAGACACUGUUGAGAAAGUAGCUAUCCAUAGUGAUGAUAUGACAGAAAGAAGAGAACAAGAAAAACCAAGAUACUCUAGAGAUCUUGACAUCGGUCGUAUUGUAAUUGACGAAACUAGUGGACCGAAAGAAGAAAUUCCAAAGCGUGAAGUAAUUCAACCAAAGAGCACGGAAGCAAGAUUCACACAACUUGAUGUUGAAAAACAAAGGGAAGAGAAGCAUAAAUAUGUGAAUAAACUGGAUGUUGGACGUAUUGUGAUUGAAGAAACGGAGACCUGGACGGAUUUAAAGAAAGAAAAAGUGAGACCGAAAAGUAUUGAGGUGACUUUGACAGACACAAAGUCUGAAGAUGUUUGCAAGGGUGGAACGAAGGAAGACGUGCUCCAAAUUGCUAAAUUUGAUCUGGAAAAGAAAUUUUUUGAUGCAAAAGCUGUUAAGGAAAGAAUAAAAAGUUACGUUGACGAGCAACCCGUGCAUGCAACUAUAGAGAAAGUAAUGGUAAUGCCAAAAUAUCUCAACGAUCGUAUUGUAGUUGAAGAGGUUCCCGAAAAGAAAAAAGAAAUGGACAGAUCCCCUAUGCAAGAGAUUUCUAAAGUAGGAUCUAAACGUAAUGUCCCUAAAGUAGAAAAAAUAAACGUUACUGAAAUCGAAGAAAAAGCCAUGGAAUCUGAAACUGUUGACAAAAUAGUAUGUGAUCGAAUUGAUGUAAUUCAAAAGCCUAGUUACAACCAGCAAGAGAAAAUUGUCACCAGUCAACGAGUGACUGAUACUAGACUACAAGAGAACAUUACAAACGUUGGAAGACUUGAUCUUCACGGCCUCGGGGCGAGACAGGUGGAACCAGGACAGAAACCAAAAAAAAGUUUUAAAGAGAUUGAAAGUGUUAAAUGGUCACGAAAGGCAUGUUAAAAAAAUUCAGAGGAUCUAAAACAAUGAACACAAUAUUU